This is a messenger RNA of Octodon degus (degu), 1642 nucleotides long. It is a transcript of the gene Rmnd5b, whose product is annotated as required for meiotic nuclear division 5 homolog B. Gene Ontology annotation, cellular component: nucleus; GID complex; cytoplasm. Lineage: Eukaryota; Metazoa; Chordata; Mammalia; Rodentia; Octodontidae. The record is from RefSeq and is a predicted model, not a curated record. Gene Ontology annotation, molecular function: ubiquitin protein ligase activity; protein binding. Gene Ontology annotation, biological process: proteasome-mediated ubiquitin-dependent protein catabolic process. The transcript is spliced from 10 exons. Bases 88 to 1269 code for a protein of 393 amino acids.
GCAGUGCCUGGCACAUGGGAUGGUAGCUGCUCCUGUCACUUGGGACAGGAGGCCCUGUUGCCUGCAGCUUGCACAUGUUGAGGCAGCAUGGAGCAGUGUGCUUGUGUGGAGAGAGAACUGGACAAGGUCCUGCAGAAGUUCCUGACCUACGGGCAGCACUGCGAGCGAAGCCUGGAGGAGUUGCUGCACUACUUAGGCCAGCUGCGGACUGAACUGGCCAGCGCAGCUCUCCAGGGUACCCCUCUGUCAGCCACCCUGUCCUUGGUGAUGUCCCAGUGUUGCCGGAAGAUCAAAGACACUGUCCAGAAACUGGCCUCGGACCACAAGGACAUCCACAGCAGUGUGUCCCGCGUGGGCAAAGCCAUUGACAGGAACUUUGACUCGGAAAUCUGUGGGGUGGUCUCCGACUCGGUGUGGGACUCACGAGAGAAGCAGCAGCAGACCCUGCAGACGGCCAUCGUGGAGCACCUGUACCAGCAGGGCAUGCUCAGCGUUGCUGAGGAGCUCUGCCAGGAAUCAACCCUGAGUGUGGAUUUGGAUUUCAAGCAGCCCUUCCUGGAGCUGAACCGCAUUCUGGAAGCUCUACACGACCAAGACCUAGGCCCUGCGCUGGAGUGGGCUGUCUCCCACAGGCAGCGCCUGCUGGAGCUCAACAGCUCCCUGGAAUUCAAGCUGCACCGACUGCACUUUAUCCGCCUCCUGGCUGGGGGCCCUGAGAAGCAGCUCGAGGCGCUCAGCUACGCCCGACACUUCCAGCCCUUUGCCCGCCUGCAUCAGCGGGAGAUCCAGGUGAUGAUGGGCAGUCUUGUGUACCUGCGCCUGGGCCUGGAGAAGUCUCCCUACUGCCACCUCCUGGACAGCAGCCACUGGGCGGAGAUCCGCGAGACCUUCACCCGGGAUGCCUGCUGCCUGCUGGGGCUCUCGGUGGAGUCCCCCCUCAGUGUCAGCUUUGCCUCUGGCUGCGUGGCGCUGCCCGUGCUGAUGAACAUCAAGGCUGUGAUUGAGCAGAGGCAGUGCGCCGGCGUCUGGAGUCACAAGGACGAGUUGCCGAUUGAGAUCGAGCUGGGCAUGAAGUGCUGGUACCACUCGGUGUUCGCCUGUCCCAUCCUUCGCCAGCAGACCUCAGACUCCAACCCUCCCAUCAAGCUCAUCUGUGGCCACGUCAUCUCCCGGGAUGCACUCAACAAGCUCAUUACUGGAGGGAAGCUCAAGUGCCCCUACUGUCCUAUGGAGCAGAACCCAGCAGAUGGGAAACGCAUCAUUUUCUGAUUCCUGCCCGAAAGGACUUGGUUGGAAAGGCUUUUCACAGCCUGGGACCCCAUUCAGAGCACCUGGCUGAAGUGGGGCCUCAGGCAGAAGCUUGGAAGGCAGGCACACCGCCCUGCUGGCCUCUGUCCUACUUUGUUUGCAGCUGAUUUAGCAAGCCAGAGUAGCAGAGGCACUGGCCACCAGCAGCAGAGAUGUUUCUAGCCCUGCCCUGGAUCUUUCCCUGCCAGGCCAAGGCUUGUCUGCUCCUGCCCCACAGCCCGGGGUGGCCUGCUGUGGCUUGGUCGUGCAGCCAUUCCCCAUUGUAAAUAGCACACGGCAGAGCUGAAUGCCACUGUUUUAUAACUGAGCAAAUAUAUUCAUAGCCUUCUCCUUA